AUGGCCGAGCUGUCGACAACCUGGCAGCCUCGGCUGCUGCUGCAGUCUUUCUGCAGCAACGCAGCGACUGUCUCCUCCCUGUCUCUCUCUACUCCGCCGCCCUCGGUUGCGGAGCGAGAAGCGCGUGGGGAAGUUCUCUUCUCUCUGUGUGGCGGCUCUCUCUUUGCUGUUGCGCUGGACGCGGCGGUCCGCUCGAGCUCGGCUGACAAGACCAACGGAGCGGAGGAACGGGCGAGAGAUCCAGGUGUACAUACACCAGAGGAAGCGGGGCCGUUGACUGCGCCUGCUUUCCUGCGCAAUCCCUUCGCCGCGCCGCAGCGGCUCAUCGAUGAGGAAGUUGAAGAGGGACUGGCAGCCUUCGCUGCCGCUGACCUCUCGUUUUCCUCCUCUCCUCCUCCCCUGCAUGCUUCCUCUUCUGCACGCCGCGAGGGUUUGCUGGUGACUGCAGGAGCCAGCACCGGCCUCGUGCGGUGUUUCCGGGUGUACGUACAGCCGAGGCAAGGGACCCCUGAAGAGGAGGACGAGACGGCAGAUGCCUCUCGAGGCCUGCAGCUCCUUCGCGCGAUGCAACAGAGGACGGGCGAAGGAAAGGAAAACGCAGUUGCAUCUCCUGUUCUCCUGAAUGGAGAAAAUGGCUCUGGAUCUUGGUUGAAGAUGGAAGAGCUCGUAAAGUGGAAGAGCCCGAGCGCAGUGACUCGGCUGAUCGUUGUCUCUGCGCCCUUCGCGCCUCCGUUCCUGCUGAGCCGAGCGCGGAAGGCGGUGUGCCGGUGUGUGGCGAUGGGCUGCGCAGACGGGACGGUCGAGUGUGCCUUGUUUCUGUUCUUCCAAGGGGAGAAAAAGGAGAACGAGGAGGGCGAAGAAGACGGCCGCCCAGCACAGCUCCAGGUCGUUCAGCGCUGUUUCGUGGACAGGCUGAGCGGCGAAGCUGUCAGCUCGAUGAAAUUCCAUUCGUCACGCCUCCUCCUGGCGGUGGGCGGCGAGCGAGGAAGUUUACGGCUCAUCGACUUGUGCCCGUCGGUGCUGGCUUCUUUGUGCGCGGUCGCCGGCCGACCAGAAGCCCACUCGAGUCGCCGGUCGAGUGUAUAUACACUCGCCGACCACAUGUCGGCCAUCAACAGUCUGGCCUUCGUUGACGCGGAUGCGGCGGCGAAGAAGCACACUGCCGGGGACGCGAGCGAGCGGCGACCCCGCGCCACGCCAGUCGCGCACCUUGUGUCUGCUGGUGGAGACAAACUCAUCAACUUUUGGAACCUUGAUAGAUUGCCGGAGAGUGCAGGCGACCUCGAGGCAACUGCCGUUGAACUGGGAGGGCGAAAAGGAGACGGCAAGCGAAAGGAACUGAGCAAAAAGGCACACAUGACAGCGGACGACGAGCUGACUCCUGCCUUUCAGUUUCCCACUUCGGAACUCAUUACAGCCAUGGUGUACGUACACCCGAGAAUGGAGGAAGGCGAGUCGGUCGACCGAAAGACACAGUUCAGGGACAAGAAGGAAGAACGAGGCGUGCUCAUUGUCGGAGGAGAACAAGGAACUCUCUUCGUCCUCUCCCUCCAGCUUCGAAAGUUCAUUCGGAGUUUGCCGCUCCCCACGCGGAGCGCGGCGGCGGUGGCGGCUUCACUUGCAGGUUCUUCCGCGCCUUCGCCGGCGUCAUCCCAGCGACAGUUGGAAGACUUCAACGCCGUCGUGCGCAGCCUCACUCUGCUCUCGCGAGACGGGACUGUCCAUGUUCUCGCAGCACAGGAGUCAGGCGCAAUUGCGCUUCUUCCCCUCGCGCUCUUCUUUUCUGCGCACUCUCUGCCGUCUCCCGCCCUGAGGAAACAAGCUCUCGCGAGCUCCGCCUUCUUCAUCGGCAGAAUGGACGGAAUCCUCGGCACCAAAUUCCUCCCGCAGCCCCCUGCUUGCGACUGUCCGUGCUGCCGCGCUCGGCGGGACACCCUCAGCCUCGGCGAGGCCCGAAUCGGACGUGGAAAACGAAAGAGAGAAGACGCGUUGGAAGAGGACGAAGACUCGCCUCUCGCUCCGUCGUUUCCUCGCUCGCUUGUCGCUCUCGUCGGCGAGCGACAGCCGUGGGUGUUGCGCCUCGACGGCCCCGCAGGGGAAGGUCACCCUGUGGGUUGGACAGCCGAGAGCACAGAAGAAUCUGCAGACGAUCAGAAAGGGGAAUUCCCGGGAUCGCGCCUCACAGAGGCGCACGAGGCGCCUGCCGCAUGCUGCGAUGUGUCUCGAAAAGGUUGCUGGGUGCUUAGUGGCGCGUCAGACGGCUCGAUCGCGGUUUGGCACGUGGCGACAGGAAAUUGCCUCGCGCGCGUUCCGCCGGGGCACCACGGGGGCGCAAUCAACGCCGUCGCGUUCCAGCAGAAAGAGUGGUUGCGGCCGUCUCCGCUUUUCAAGAAGGGCGCGCCUGUGGACGUCGCCGCGGACUCGUCUCGGAAAGACAAACGGGGAGAUUCCUCCGGCUCCGCUGUGUGUUCGUGUGACUGUCGAGGCAUCAAUUCCUCUACGCCUCACUCGCUUCUCUUCGCCGCUGCGUCCUCCGGUGACCACGCCGUGAAGGUUUGGAAGGCGGAGAUUUCCCCUGCCUUUCUGUCGCAAACUCGAGGGAAGCGGCGCGAAACCGACGGAGCGUCUGCAAAGCGCAAAGACGCCGACAAUGCAAAAUGCAGUGCUCCGCAACUCCUCGUCACAUCUCUUGCCUCUGUCGUCGCUCAUCGAAAAGAAAUCAACGACGUAAAGAUCUCCCCUAAUGACUCGCUCCUGUGCACCGUCAGCCAGGACAAAACGGGAAAGCUCUUCGCGUUCCCUUCUCUCGUGUACAUCGGCGAGCUGCGUGGUCACACGCGCAGCAUUUUCGCAUGCGCCUUCCCCAAACGCGAGAAAAUCGUUGCCACUGCGAGCGCAGAUUCCACAGUGAAGCUGUGGAACGUUGACACGUGUGCAUGCAUCAAAACCUUUCAGAGCACUGUGGGAGGAGGCAUCCUCGCCCUCAGCUUUUUGUCGAGAGACACGCAGCUGGUCACCGGGACGAGCGAGGGGCUCCUCCAGCUGUGGAAUUGUCGAACUGCGGAGUGUAUAUGGUGUCUCGACGUCUGCGGUCCGGCGAUGGUCACGGGCGGCUCAGGCGGCCAGUUGUGCUUGUGGGAAGACAUCACAAAACUUGCACGACGCAAAGCUGAGCUGGCGCAGCAGCGAGAGACUCAGCAGCUUGCAGCGUUGAAGUUGUUGGCGGCGGAGGGCCGCGGCGACGAAGUGUUUUCGUUGCUGCUGCGGCUGCGAAGAAAGGCGGGCAUGCGCGAGUUUUUGGAGACGCAGAGCGGGAAGGUGCUGCUCGAGGCGUUCCAGAGAGGCCUCGAUCUCCAGCGGCAAAUCGUUCUGCAUGCUGGUCGCCCGCUCGCUCUGUCCGGCUCCGACCGAGACGUUUCGACUUCGACUUUCGGCCGGUUCACCUCGUUCCUGGAGUCUCUCGAGGAAGAGCGCGAAGCGAGAGGCGCCGGAGCGGGCGAGGGCGAGACGCACAGCGCUCGUGCGAAGAAGCGGAAGAACGGCGGCGUCAAGCGCGAGGAGAGUGAGGCAGGGAAUGGAAAGAAGCGAGACGGCACGCCUUUGCGGAGUGCGUGGCUCUGCGGUUUGGACGGCGAACUUUCGCUGCUCGACUUGCUGCGAAACAUGAAGAAGAAAGAUGUCGAAACGCUCCUCGAAUUCGCGGCAGACUGGAACACAAACAGCCACAGUGCGUGGCUAGCCCAGGGUUUGGUCAACCUUCUCCUGGAAGUCCGGGGCGCCGACAUUCUCGGCGACGCCGCGAAAGGCCGGCAGAGAGACUUUGACGUGCAGAACGUGAUCAGCAGCUUCUGCGCGUACACCGAGAGACACGACCGACGCCUCACGGCUCUGAUUGAGAAAACGUUCCUCUUGGACCUGCUGCAAGGCUGCGAGGCGGUCGGCGAGAGCGACAGCCGCCGCGAACGCGAGCGCAGAGAAAAGACGCAGAACUUGACUCCAGAAGACGCCACGACGUUCACGCGCCUCUGUCUGUACGGAGAAGAAAACGAACAGACCGAGAUGCCUCGGAGCGAGAGAAAAACAAAGGCAGUGGCCGCAGAGGAAGGAGCGAGUCAAGGCGUCGUGGAAGAAGAAGAUGAAGAGGAAGAAGAAGAGGACGAAGGGGAAGAAGAGGAAGAAGGGGAAGGUGGAGAUGGGGAGGAAACCGAGGAAGAAGACGAAGCAGAAGGAGAGGAAGACGGUGACAGUGAAGAGGAAGAAAGUGAAAGUCAAGAGGAAGCCGAAGAGGAAGAGGACGAAUGA
Neospora caninum is the source of this 4302-nucleotide messenger RNA. RefSeq names its product putative WD-40 repeat protein. The transcript has 11 exons. Bases 1 to 4302 code for a protein of 1433 amino acids. NCBI's taxonomy places the organism in Eukaryota, Apicomplexa, Conoidasida, Eucoccidiorida, Sarcocystidae. Gene Ontology annotation, cellular component: 90S preribosome; small-subunit processome; nucleolus. Gene Ontology annotation, molecular function: protein binding; U3 snoRNA binding. Gene Ontology annotation, biological process: endonucleolytic cleavage in 5'-ETS of tricistronic rRNA transcript (SSU-rRNA, 5.8S rRNA, LSU-rRNA); endonucleolytic cleavage to generate mature 5'-end of SSU-rRNA from (SSU-rRNA, 5.8S rRNA, LSU-rRNA). The record is from RefSeq and is a predicted model, not a curated record.